Amaranthus tricolor (Joseph's coat) is the source of this 3419-nucleotide messenger RNA. RefSeq lists its product as uncharacterized. NCBI's taxonomy places the organism in Eukaryota, Viridiplantae, Streptophyta, Magnoliopsida, Caryophyllales, Amaranthaceae. The transcript is spliced from 9 exons. Bases 835 to 2787 code for a protein of 650 amino acids. The record is from RefSeq and is a predicted model, not a curated record.
GGGGCUGCUGUUGAUCACUUGAUCCCUGUGUGGUGUUGUUAAUAUAAAAGAUUGUUCUUCCUAUGUCUUGUUUGAGUUAUAUGGGCUGAUUUAGUCAUGUUAGUGUUGUUGUAGCUUUCAUAACUUGAGUUUAGUUAAGAGUGGUACACUACUACAUUAACGAGCAAUGGCGACGCUCUAUUGCGACGGUUAGACAUAAACCGUAGCAAUAGAUACUUUAUUGCGACAGUUAGGACGCUAUUGCUACGGUUAGAUUAAAACCGUCGCAAUAGACUACUUAUUGCUAUAGUCAUAUUACCUAUUACGAUGGUUAGUUUGUAACCGUCGCAAUAGGGUACCUAUUGCUAUGGGAUGGAUACCUAUUACUACGCUUGUAUAUUAACCGUCCAAUAGACUUUCAAUUGAUGAAAUUAUAUUAAAGAAGGCACACAGUACUUUCUGAUUGUUUCUUUGCAUUUGUUUGCCGGGAAAUAAAAAAUUAAAAAUUUCACUUAUACUUUCAAAUUUCCUACCUUCAUCAUUCAUACCAUACUUUCUGAUUCUGCCAUUACAUUCAUACCAUACUUUCUUCUUUGAUUUACACAUCAAUUAAAUUUCUCAAAAAACCUAAUUUCACAAACCUAAUUUCUUCUUUGCAAAUUUCGAUCUACUGCUUCGACCUAGCUGUUUUGCGUGGUUGUUCGGAGGUGUUGCGUGACGGCGGCUGCUACGCGUUGUCUCCACUCAUCUACUGUGGUUGGUCGGCGCUUCUAGUGUUCGUUGGAUGCUGCGGGCUGUCAUUUGCUAUUAGUUAAUUACUGCCGAUCGAAGAAGUUGUUGUUCAGAGUGAGGAUAAUGACUCAAGGUGCUAAAAAGAAGAAACGGCAGCAAAAGAAAAAGAAUUCAAAGGAUGAAAUUUCAGAGGAUAAAAUAAUAGAGAAGAUUUCAGCUUUGUGCGAGCAAGAAAGAUUCCAAGAGUGCUCGGAUUUUAUCAUUUCUCUUGAUGAUGAGUGGUUGAAAAAUUUAAAAGUCUAUUCUGUGAAAGUGCAUGCACUUGCAAGUUUGAGACGGUUUGACGAGGUAUUAGCUUUGCAAAAACGACUCGAAGAAUUUGGACAUAAAACGACUUUGGCACUUAGUGUAUGGUUUAUGUUUGCUUAUGCCAACAGAAAGCAAAAUAAUAUUUUGGAAGCAUAUCUUCUUUAUAAAUAUGUGCAUGAUCAGAAGGGUGCAGUGCAUGUAGAUGAUGAAAUAUUCAAAGGUUGUCUCAAAUGGAUAAAAAGACUACAACCGAAAGUUCAACCAGAUUUGGAUAGAAUUGCAGUGGAAAGAGCUAGUAAAUUUUUAGAUGAUGAGCGUGCUGCCUCCUCUUCCACCAAGGCUCCUGCCUCCUCUUCCACCAAGGCUGCCACCUCUUCCACCAAGGCUCCUGCCUCCUCUUCCACCAAGGCUGCCACCUCUUCCACCAAGGCUCCUGCCUCCUCUUCCACCAAGGCUGCCACCUCUUCCACCCAAGGCUGCUUCCACCCGACCAAGGCUGCAUCCACUCCGACCAAGGCUGCAUCCACUUCGACCUUGGUUGCGUCCGCUUCGACUUUGGCGAUCCCUUCUUUGACCUUGGAUCCCUCACCUUUGGUUGUGGAUGCCUCUUCCCAAAAAAUGAUGAAGUUUACAGAGGAUGGUGUGAUAUACUUUGAAAUGACCCAGCUUGAUGAAUUUUCAUAUCUUGGUGUAAUGAAGAUAGGCGGGAGUUUUUUUCCCAAGUCGUGCAUCAAAAUUGACGAGAAUUCUACUUCAGAUGUCUCAAUUAGGCUUAAGAAAAACUCAUGCCUAUUGAACAUUGAAUUUUCAAUGUAUUUCCACUCCCUUUCUAGUAGGGUAGCAAUUGUUGAGCCGGUCCGUCCAGUAAAAGCGUUCUUUGAAUUGAAGCUUGAAGAUUUCAAAUCGAAAGCAAUGGCUCAAACUUGUAAAAAAUGGUGGGAAUAUAUCAAAGACGACUUUUUAUCAAUAUUUCGAGGCGUAAUAUGUGGCAUGCUUGCCAUAUAUUCAGAUCAAAAAGUCUGUAGUGAUUUGGAAAAAUCACUUUAUGUCACCGAGGAGGGAGAAGCCAAAAUAUUUCAUAUUUCUCAAGAAAAAUUUACAUUCAGCCAAGCGCAAAAAGAAGUGUAUGAUCUGUUGUCCAUUAUUGAAGGAGUCAUUACUUUGAUAAGACCAAGAUCAAGACAAGAUUUGGAAACUUGGCGUAAAGAGUUUGAGCUAUCUUAUGAACUGCCUUUAGAAUUAGUUCAUUUUUUAAACAGCUUAAGAGUCAGGAAAAUAUGUGAUAGCAUUCAUCCAAUGUUUUUGAUUGAUCACCCAUUUUUCUGGUCGAUAAAUCAUCGGGUUUCAUUCAUCCGGUUUCUUGAAGAGGCUAUUAAAGAAAGGCUAAUCAAUAAGAAUCUUUUCAAAGUGGAAAUGAAUCGGAUGUUUAGGAAUCAAAAUUGGAGGAUUGAAGUCUCAAAUGACAUGUUAUUGUCAGAAAUCUACAACUACAAAGGACAUGCCUUUUAUGUUGAAUCAAUUCAUGUCAUUAAUUUUAUUCAUGCAGUGUUUUCCCAUGCUAAUGACUAUCAAUAUGAUACCAUACGCGGGAAAGAGGGUGGUUUGACUCUUGAGGAAAGGGAAAGUCUAAUUACAAAAGUGUUUCCUUCAUUAUAUACAAAACUUUAUGACACCUUGUGUAAUCAUGCGAAAAAUUCUAGUGGGAAAUAUACAAAGUCAUUUUCAGAUGUUCUUAAAAGUUUUUCAAGUUGUGGAUCUCAAUAUUGAUUUCCUGUUCCUGGUAAGCAUUUGAUAUCGAUUUGGGGGCUAUUUCGGUGUAGUGUUUUCGGGUUUUUUCUAGACAGUUUUGUGACUGUCAUAGGGGCUAGUUAGUGGUUGUUUUAGGUUACAUUGUGUGUGAAUAGUGUUUGAGGUGUGUGGGCAAAGGUGCCGUAUUAUUGCUUGUGUGUCUUGACGAUGUGAGUAUGUGAUAGGUGUUGCACACGUGAUGGUUGUUGAGUGGUAUUGUGUAUGUGAUGGGUGUAGAGUGUGUUUUGGUAUUGGGUAUUAAGCAUGUCAUUUAUGAGUUAAUUUGUAUGUUUGGAAUUUUUGAUACUCCUUGUUACAUGAGUUGUAGUGGACUAGAAGUGCGUAAUUUGACAUUAUUUCUUUGGUUUAUUGGUGAUGAUGGGUAAUUGAACUUUUGGACUAGGCGUACUUUUUGCGGAAUAUGCAACAAACUACUGUGAAAAGGCAUUGUAAAUAACUGUUAAUUGACACAUAGAUUAAACUAAAUGUCUUUACACAUACAUUAUGUUGUAUGAUUCAUAUAAAAAUUAAUAUUUUCUUUCUAAUUCCUUUUGGAAGUCUCGUAUAAUAAUUACAUUCAUUGUCAUUGCUGAAACUAAAAGGUUGGACAA